GAUCUCUUCGGUGUGGUACCUGCCAAGAAGCAACAGGAAAAACCCCCAGAAGGGAAAGCAAAGCAGUCGGAGCCACUCAAGAAAGCGUCCAGCAUAUUGUUCAGCAGCGAUGAGGAGGAACAUUGGAAUGUGUCCAAGCCUGCUAAACUUCCUUCUGAAGAUGACCAAAAAGAGGACCCUGCAAAACCAGCUAGCACUGUCAGUCAGGCUAAAGCUGUGAAGAAGAUGAGCCUCUUUGAGGAACAGGAUGAAGAGGAUUUAUUUGCAAUCACUAAAGACAGCCAAAGAAAGCCACAGAAAGUAUCAUUGUUGUUUGAAGAUGAUGCUAUUAAUGGAGAAUCGCUCUUCAGCUCCCAAUCAAUGCUACUUCCUUCAGAUGCUAAGGCUGCAGAGGAGAAAAUAAAACCAGCACAGGCACCGCCUUUCUUUACUGAAGAAGAAAAGGAGGAAAAAGAAGAUCUGACAGAUAGAGCAGCAAAGUCUAACCAGGUAGAAGAUACAUUGUGGUGUUUAGAAGAGCCUGGAGCAGUUCCUGCGCCUAGAGGAACAGAUGUUGCAGGGCAGCAAACAGAGGAAAAAGUUCAGCCUUCUGCAGCAACAUCCUUACAGCCAGCCAGCAGUUCAGGUCUGUUUACAACAUCACCACCAGCUCUGGAGAAAGAUGUCAAGACCCAAGCUAAGAAAGUGUUAAGCUUGUUUGAGGAGGAGGAAGAGGAGAGACUGGACAAUGACGAUGGCAUUAAAAAUGCACAGACAGAAAUUGUUGUGGCUUCUGAGAAAAGUACUCGGCCCAAAAGCACUGGAGUCUUUCAAGACGAAGAGCUCCUCUUCAGUCACAAACUUCAGAAGGACAAUGAUCCAGAUGUUGACCUCUUUGCCAGCCCCAAAAAGUCGAUCUCUGCGAACGAUAUCCUGAAGCCAUCAUCUGGAGGAGGGCUUUUUGAGGAUGACGAUGAGGAUGAUCUCUUCAGUACCACUAAAACAAACUUGCUGAAAAUAGCUGAGAAGAAAACACUUAAGACCAGUACUGGCCCUUCCUUGGAGAGCAGUAACCUUCUAGAAAGUGCUUUAAGUGCCAAACAAGAUGAAGCUUUGAAGGCAGUGUCUAUGGAGAAAUCUACAGGUCCUGUUCCCAUUAAAACUAAAGAGCCCUCAUCUCGGAUUGGAAAGCUACAAGCUAACUUAGCUAUUAACCCUGCAGCCUUACUACCUGGUGCAAUGCCUAAAGUCUCCAAUGUAAGGUCCCCCUUACCAAUUCUGGACACUUCAUUGCAUGAGCCCAAGGAUGUACAGAACAGCGAAGCCUUCUGUGCUGCAGGAAACAAUGAAGAACUGGGUGUAAGCUUUGAUCAGCCUAUGCAAGCGGAUACCUUGCACAGUGCCAAUAAGACCAGGAUCAAGGUUACAGGAAAACGAAGACCUCAGAGCAGAAUGGCCCGUCGUCUAGCUGCCCAAGAGUCUGAAGAGAAUGAGGAGGUGGACAGUGCUAAAGAAUCACAAUUUUCUCUACCAAAACAGACUUCAGUAGUAGUGAACAUAAAGGAGCCUCUUGCUACUGAAGCAGAGUCCAAGGAAAAUGGCUUUCUCUCUGGCUUGUCACUACCAGCUCACAGCAGUGUUUUGUCUGCUGGGACAAACAAACUCCUUCCUCCAGAAUCCACAGACCAAGGGGAUGAUCUGUUUGAAUCGGAAGACCUUUUUGCAAGCAGCUCAACAUCCAGACCAGCUGCACAAUCCAAGUUAAAGGUAGGGAUGCCAGACAGUGUGGCUAACAAACCCAUCAAGGGCAGAGAGAAAAAGCCUGAUCUGUCUGUUCUGGGUGAUCAGGACAGCAAUGAUCUCUUCCAGCCUGUAGAGCAAAAAUCUUCAACAAAAAGCACCCCUAUACCUUUUUUGGAGGAAGAGGAAGAUUCUCUCUUCACUUGUCAGAAAACUGGAAAAAAGGAGUUGAAAUCUGCUGUCUGGCAAGCUGUUGACCCUACUGUCCAAGAUAUCUUUGAGGAUGAUAUAUUUGCUACUGAGGCAAUUAAACCAAUGAACAAAGCAAAAGAGAAAAUGCCAGAGACUAACCUGUUUGACGAUAACAUUGAUAUUUUUGCGGAUCUCACCAUAAAACCAAAAGAAAAGAAGACCAAGAAAAAGGCAGAACAAAAAUCCAUAUUUGAUGAUGAUAUGGAUGAUAUCUUCUCUAGCAGCCAAGUCAAGAUACCCACUCCCAAAAGCAGAUCUUCGCAAGCAGCCUCGGAAGCAAAAUCUGAAAGCAAGACACUGAGCACAUUUGAUGACCCGCUGAAUGCCUUUGGACGUCAGUAGCCAAGUGGAGUGUGUUGCAGAGAGGACACCUUCCUUAUGCCCUGUCCAGUACUAAUACUGUGGAUUCUCUAAUUCAGUAGAGCUGAAAUGAGAUUGCUGUGGAUAUUUAAAUGAGAUUACCCAUUUAAAAUGGUUAGUAUUCUCUUGUGGUGAGUCUAAUUGUGCUAAAUGAUAUAUUUUUAAAAAAAAGACAGUAACCUCCUGCUAUCUUGUUUCUAUGGUGCCCAGAUGAAUAUAGCCUGUGCAAUCCCUGCAAUGAAGUAAUCUAUUAUGCAAAGUAUAGUUUGUUUUAUUGAACAGAUCUGUAGAGAAAAUAAUUGAUAAAUAGUAAAUGGUGUCUGUUAAAC
Cariama cristata (Red-legged seriema) is the source of this 2660-nucleotide messenger RNA. RefSeq names its product WASH complex subunit FAM21A-like. The transcript is spliced from 14 exons. Gene Ontology annotation, biological process: protein localization to endosome; retrograde transport, endosome to Golgi. The record is from RefSeq and is a predicted model, not a curated record. NCBI's taxonomy places the organism in Eukaryota, Metazoa, Chordata, Aves, Cariamiformes, Cariamidae. Gene Ontology annotation, molecular function: retromer complex binding; phosphatidylinositol phosphate binding. The annotation marks the transcript as partial. Gene Ontology annotation, cellular component: early endosome; WASH complex.